Xiphophorus hellerii (green swordtail) is the source of this 824-nucleotide messenger RNA. It is a transcript of the gene noxred1, whose product is annotated as NADP-dependent oxidoreductase domain containing 1. NCBI's taxonomy places the organism in Eukaryota, Metazoa, Chordata, Actinopteri, Cyprinodontiformes, Poeciliidae. The record is from RefSeq and is a predicted model, not a curated record. Gene Ontology annotation, molecular function: pyrroline-5-carboxylate reductase activity. Gene Ontology annotation, biological process: L-proline biosynthetic process. The transcript is spliced from 3 exons. Bases 113 to 679 code for a protein of 188 amino acids.
AAAUGUGUUAGAACACCUUCAAAUCCGAAGUUGGUGUUACUAUGACAACACAAUGCCGCUUUUUUUGUAGACAAGUCAACCCUAUUAACAAUCUCACAUCAACUUACAGGGUAUGACGGACAUUUGUUCUGGUUUGACUAUUUUGUCGUUUGAGGCAGAACUGACUGUUGAUGAGAAGAAGCUAAUUUACCUUCGUGCGCGCUACGCCGGACUGACGUUUUGCGGGUGCGCGCACGCAGUUUUUGUUUGCGAGUUGGUGCACUCGUUAAAAUGCAUCAUAAAAAGGAGGACUGCUGCCAAGGAGUUAUAUGCACCCAAAAGGCAUGGUGAACUCUCUGUGGGGAUACUUGGUCUGGGUAACCUGGGGAAACAGCUGCUACUCUGCCUCCUUAAAAAGACCACCAUCAAACCCACACAGAUUAAGAUCUCCACCAGAAACCCAGCAGAGGAGUGUGUCCCGCCAGGAGUCGAGUGCUUCUUUGACAAUCGUUGUCUGGCAGCCUGGGCGGAUGUUUUGUUCCUCUGCUGUUUGCCUUCUCACCUUGACAGAAUCUGUGCUGAUCUCCAUUCUCAUCUGCAAAAGCACUGCCUUGUCUACAGUUUCAUCACAGCUGUGCCUGUCAACCGGUACACCCGCACCUAUGCAGGCUGGCAACGUGCUGUUUUGAUGCAGACGUGAUUAAUCUCUCACUCUGAAUUUUUUAUCUCAGUCUAGCUGAAUGUCUUGGCCACAGCUUUGUUCUGAAACCACAGUAUCAGGUGGAAGCAUGCGACACCUCAGACCUGUGGCUGUCCUGCUCCCGUGUGUCCGAAGCUUUGUCAGA